Echinostoma caproni is the source of this 393-nucleotide messenger RNA. The record is from the annotation of a GenBank genome assembly. NCBI's taxonomy places the organism in Eukaryota, Metazoa, Platyhelminthes, Trematoda, Plagiorchiida, Echinostomatidae.
AUGGCUCGCGUUACUCUACUACGCAAUGGCCCCCAAGGUUGUUUCAGGCAAAGCAGCGGAGAAGGCCUCGAAGGCCAAGUAUCGAAGGUUGGCAAGAAGAAGAAGCACAGGAAGAAGGAGAGCUACGCCAUCCACAUCUACAAGGUGUUGCGUCAGGUUCAUCCCUACACCGUUGUCACCUCCAAGGCCAUGUCUAUCAUGAACUCGUUCGUCAAUGACAUCUUUGAACGUAUUGCCUCCGUGUCAAGCCGUUUUGCUCGCUACGACAAGCGCUCGACCAUCACGAGCAGACAGAUCCAAACUGUAGUUCGUCUUCUGUUGCCUGGUGAGUUGGCCAAGCGUGCAGUCUCCGAGGUUACCAAGGCGGUGAUUAAGUACAUUAGCACGAAAUAG